AGCACGGCGGCCAGCAGAGGGCGGUCCGGACCCAAGUCUGCAGCGGCGCCAUUGGCGUGUGGAAAAUGCCACCAGAUGGCGGGUUAGGAUUGCAGCUCCGUUGAAGGCGCGGCCCCCGCUCCCGAACCCCCGGCGACCACCCCGUAACAACCCCCCCACAUCGGGAAUAACACACCGGAGACUUUUGGGGGGAAACUAGGUCGACGGCCGGCUGCGCCCGGAUGGGCAGCUGAGGAUUACCUUUGAGGUUAUUUUGGAAGUUUUGAAUUGUACAGCACUUGAUUCUUUGCUCCAUUGUGGAAAGAUCUUUACAGCAAUGAUUACUUCAGAGUUACCAGUGUUACAGGAUUCAACUAAUGAAACUACUGCCCAUUCUGAUGCUGGCAGUGAACUUGAAGAAACAGAGGUCAAAGGGAAAAGAAAAAGGGGUCGACCUGGCCGGCCUCCAUCUACAAAUAAGAAACCUCGAAAAUCUCCAGGAGAGAAGAGUAGAAUUGAAGCUGGAGUUAGAGGAACAGGCCGUGGAAGAGCUAAUGGGCAUCCUCAACAGAAUGGUGAAGGGGAGCCUGUCACAUUAUUUGAAGUGGUGAAACUGGGGAAAAGUGCAAUGCAGUCUGUGGUCGAUGACUGGAUUGAAUCAUAUAAACAGGACAGGGACAUCGCACUUCUGGAUUUAAUCAACUUUUUUAUCCAGUGUUCAGGAUGUCGAGGUACUGUGAGAAUAGAGAUGUUUCGAAAUAUGCAGAAUGCAGAAAUCAUCAGAAAAAUGACUGAAGAAUUUGAUGAGGACAGUGGUGAUUACCCCCUUACCAUGCCUGGACCUCAGUGGAAAAAAUUUCGUUCAAACUUUUGUGAAUUUAUUGGAGUCCUGAUUCGACAAUGUCAGUAUAGCAUAAUUUAUGAUGAGUAUAUGAUGGACACAGUAAUCUCCCUUUUGACUGGUUUGUCAGACUCCCAGGUCAGAGCUUUUAGACAUACAAGUACCCUUGCUGCCAUGAAGCUCAUGACUGCUCUGGUGAAUGUUGCCUUAAACCUCAGUAUUCAUCAGGAUAAUACACAGAGACAAUAUGAGGCUGAGAGAAAUAAAAUGAUUGGGAAGAGAGCCAACGAAAGGUUGGAGUUACUACUUCAGAAACGCAAAGAGCUACAAGAAAAUCAGGAUGAAAUCGAAAAUAUGAUGAACUCUAUUUUUAAGGGUAUAUUUGUUCAUAGAUACCGUGAUGCUAUUGCUGAGAUUAGAGCCAUUUGUAUUGAAGAAAUUGGAGUAUGGAUGAAAAUGUAUAGUGAUGCCUUCCUAAAUGACAGUUACCUAAAAUAUGUUGGCUGGACUCUUCAUGACAGGCAGACCCAGUACUUCCCCAUUUGGGCUAUGCUGAAAUUUGACCUUAGCUUGGAGCUACAAGGGAAGCAAGGAGAAGUCAGGCUGAAGUGUUUGAAAGCUCUACAAAGUCUGUAUACCAAUAGGGAAUUAUUCCCCAAAUUGGAGCUAUUCACUAACCGAUUCAAGGAUCGCAUUGUAUCAAUGACACUUGAUAAGGAAUAUGAUGUUGCUGUGGAAGCUAUUCGAUUGGUUACUCUGAUACUUCAUGGAAGUGAAGAAGCUCUUUCCAAUGAAGACUGUGAAAAUGUUUACCACUUGGUAUACUCAGCACAUCGCCCUGUUGCUGUGGCAGCUGGAGAAUUCCUUCACAAAAAGCUAUUUAGCAGACAUGACCCCCAAGCAGAAGAAGCAUUAGCAAAGAGGAGGGGGAGGAACAGUCCAAAUGGGAACCUUAUUAGGAUGCUGGUUCUUUUCUUUCUUGAAAGUGAGUUACACGAACAUGCUGCCUACUUGGUGGACAGUUUGUGGGAGAGCUCUCAAGAACUGUUGAAAGACUGGGAAUGUAUGACAGAAUUGUUAUUAGAAGAACCUGUUCAAGGAGAGGAAGCAAUGUCUGACCGUCAGGAGAGUGCUCUUAUAGAGCUAAUGGUUUGUACGAUUCGUCAAGCUGCUGAGGCACAUCCUCCAGUGGGAAGGGGUACCGGCAAGAGAGUGCUAACUGCCAAAGAAAGGAAAACUCAAAUUGAUGAUAGAAACAAAUUGACUGAGCAUUUUAUCAUCACACUGCCUAUGUUGCUAUCAAAGUAUUCUGCAGAUGCAGAGAAGGUAGCAAACUUGCUACAAAUCCCACAGUAUUUUGAUCUAGAAAUUUAUAGCACAGGUAGAAUGGAAAAGCAUCUAGAUGCUUUACUAAAACAGAUUAAAUUUGUUGUGGAGAAGCACGUAGAAUCAGAUGUUCUAGAAGCCUGCAGUAAAACCUAUAGCAUCUUAUGCAGUGAAGAAUAUACCAUCCAGAACAGAGUUGACAUAGCUCGAAGCCAACUGAUUGAUGAGUUUGUAGAUCGAUUCAAUCAUUCUGUGGAAGAUCUGUUGCAAGAGGGAGAAGAAGCUGAUGAUGAUGAUAUUUACAAUGUUCUUUCUACAUUAAAGCGGUUAACCUCUUUCCACAACGCUCAUGAUCUCACAAAAUGGGAUCUGUUUGGUAAUUGCUACAGAUUAUUGAAGACUGGAAUUGAACAUGGAGCUAUGCCAGAACAGAUAGUCGUACAGGCACUGCAGUGUUCCCAUUACUCGAUUCUUUGGCAGUUGGUGAAAAUUACUGAUGGUUCUCCUUCCAAAGAGGAUUUGUUGGUAUUGAGGAAAACAGUGAAAUCCUUUUUGGCUGUUUGCCAACAGUGCCUAUCUAAUGUUAAUACUCCAGUGAAGGAACAGGCUUUCAUGUUACUCUGUGAUCUAUUGAUGAUUUUCAGCCACCAAUUAAUGACAGGUGGCAGGGAGGGCCUUCAGCCUUUGGUGUUUAAUCCAGAUACUGGACUUCAGUCUGAACUCCUCAGUUUUGUGAUGGAUCAUGUUUUCAUUGACCAAGAUGAGGAGAACCAGAGCAUGGAGGGUGAUGAAGAAGAUGAAGCUAAUAAAAUUGAGGCCUUACAUAAGAGAAGGAAUCUACUUGCUGCCUUCAGCAAACUUAUCAUCUACGAUAUUGUUGACAUGCAUGCAGCUGCAGACAUCUUUAAACACUACAUGAAGUAUUACAAUGACUAUGGUGAUAUUAUUAAGGAAACACUGAGUAAAACCAGGCAGAUUGAUAAAAUUCAGUGUGCCAAGACCCUCAUUCUCAGUUUACAGCAGUUGUUUAAUGAACUUGUUCAAGAGCAAGGUCCCAACCUAGAUAGGACAUCUGCCCAUGUAAGUGGCAUUAAAGAAUUGGCACGUCGCUUUGCCCUUACAUUCGGAUUGGACCAGAUCAAGACACGAGAAGCAGUUGCCACACUUCACAAGGAUGGCAUAGAAUUUGCCUUUAAAUACCAAAAUCAGAAAGGACAAGAAUAUCCGCCUCCUAAUCUGGCUUUCCUAGAAGUACUAAGUGAAUUUUCAUCUAAGCUUCUUCGACAAGACAAAAAGACUGUUCACUCAUACCUAGAAAAAUUCCUAACGGAACAGAUGAUGGAAAGGAGGGAGGAUGUAUGGCUUCCACUCAUCUCCUAUAGAAAUUCGUUAGUCACUGGAGGUGAAGAUGAUAGAAUGUCCGUGAACAGUGGAAGUAGCAGCAGCAAAACCUUCUCAGUAAGGAAUAAGAAAGGACGACCUCCACUUCACAAAAAACGAGUAGAAGAUGAAAGUCUGGAUAAUACGUGGCUGAACAGGACUGACACCAUGAUUCAGACUCCUGGCCCCCUGCCAGCACCACAGCUCACUUCCACUGUACUGCGAGAGAACAGCCGGCCCAUGGGAGAGCAGAUUCAGGAGCCUGAGUCUGAGCAUGGUUCUGAACCUGACUUUUUACACAAUCCUCAGAUGCAGAUCUCUUGGUUAGGCCAGCCGAAAUUAGAAGACUUAAAUCGGAAGGACAGAACAGGAAUGAACUACAUGAAAGUGAGAACUGGAGUAAGACAUGCCGUUCGGGGUCUAAUGGAGGAAGAUGCUGAGCCCAUCUUUGAAGAUGUAAUGAUGUCAUCCCGGAGUCAGUUAGAAGAUAUGAAUGAAGAAUUUGAAGAUACUAUGGUUAUUGACCUGCCCCCAUCAAGAAAUCGGCGAGAGAGAGCUGAGCUGAGGCCAGAUUUCUUUGAUUCUGCAGCUAUCAUAGAAGACGAUUCAGGAUUUGGAAUGCCUAUGUUCUGAAGUCUGAAGAAAAUUUACAAAUCUGGAACUCUAUUAUUUAGAGCUAGAGGCCUAUAUACUGUGAUAGCUUGUAUGGGGAAAAAAACACUUUUGAUGUGAUCUGAUUUGUUUUUUAAUCAAAUGAUUGAGGUCAAUCCCUUUUUGCAGUGACAGAAGAGGAGCAUGUAAAUUACCCAAGAGAAUGUUGGUGAAUGUCACCUCAGAAAGACUGACCUGAAAAAUCAUUUGUGUCCUAUUAUUGGACUUAUCCCAAUACAGAUGUGUGUGUUUUUCUGGAGGGAGGAAGAAAUUUUAAAUUUUUAAAACAGCUGUCAAGAUAAACACUGUAAUACACCUGUUUUAUGAAAACUCAGCAUUGAGUAAAAAAAAAUAUUUUUAACUUUAUUUUCCUGUUGUACAAUUUAAAAACCGUUUUAACAUUUUGCCUUUUUAUGUUUUAAAAGCUAACCAUUUUUAUUAAACCUAUGAGUAAAGCAGCUCAUCCUAAUUGCCGAAGAGUGUUUUGGAGCUCACUGGAUUUGGUUGGACCUUGUGGAAUACAGAAAUAUGGAGGAGCAGAAUACUGACAAGCUAAGAUGAAACUCUGACAGUGCAUCGCUGCCAAAAACCAUACACCCUCUGUGGACAUCAUAGAUAUGAAAUCCCCGAUUUUAUAUACUCUUGAAUAAAAAGGUUUAUUUUUAUUUAUAAGGGGGCAUAAAAUAAGACAUGUCCAAGCAGCCAUUUUUCCAACAGAUGCUGUACACCAUUCAUUUUAUAUAGAUUAGGGAGAUUCAAAUACAGUACAUUUUCUAUUGGUAUUUGUUCUGUGCAUUUUUAGCAACUUCUACCAGCAAAUAAAGUAUUCUCAGUAAAACAAAAAUGGUUCUCAAGUUAUCAGUUUGCCGUUUUUACCACUUAUUUCAUGCCCUGCCAAAUUCAAGUUACAUGGACUUCCAUUUUCUUAAAAAGAUAAUCAUGAAGAACUCCUUCGCCAUUCAAACGUAAUUUUAAGUGUAACAUAACCGUGUCUACUUCCCAUGCACUUAAUACCCUUAUGCACUAAUUUUGUGAAUUAAGUUUACCGAUUAUAGAAGUGUGUGCUGCAUAGAAGUCUGUGCUUAGAGGGUGAAGUACUUAAGCUUACCUUGAAAUACAGCAACAUUUCAGUGUUAAAUGUGCAUAUUAAGGAUAAUUCUUUGGGGGAAAGAAAUUAUGAAUCUUCAGGACAGCCUUUAAUGGUUUAGAGUUACAUUCUGCUUAGACUUUUAUGACUUGCUGCUACUGUUAUUUUAAAAAGCCCACUUACUUACUUUCUUCCUUUCUGAUUUUUAAAGUAAGCCUCAGAACUUCCAAACCAAUCCAUCCACAGCUAUUUCUGGGCUGGUUUUUAAAGUAGCUGCAACAGAGUGAUGAGGCUUUCCCUUUUUACCAAAAAACAAAAGCAUUAAAAAAAAAAAAAAAAUCUGUGCACCCAGUGACUAUGUGGGAAAGCAGAAUGGAUUACUUUAUUCAUCCUUUUAGUAAACAGACAAAACAAACUUUUCUCAACAUUUGUACAGUUCUGAAAAAAACUUCUUGGUCAUCAAAAAUGUUUUAUCUGCUGAUUGAGCAAUUCCUGGGCUCCAGUUGGGGCUGGGGUCUCGCUUUCCUCCAGAAAUGUGGGUUUCACUGGAAGUGAAGGGGCGGGGAUGAUUGAUUGGACUGUCCACCACGCCAGCCCUGCCCGCCUGUGGUUCUGGCCAGGGAGCAGGCUGGGAAGUGCCCUGGCACCUGCACAGAUUGAUCCUUGGCUUGACAGUUUCACGUGGAAAACAAACAGAUGCUGACUUAGAAUUGUAGACUACCAUGCAACAGAAAAGGCAUAAUAUCGACUCCAAUGGGUUUCCAGUUCAGUUUGAAGUCAAUCAAAUUUUUGUAUUUUCAGUGUCUCCUUGAUUGGUUUUGCUAGUAAUUCUGUAAAUUGUACAUUUGCAAUAUGAGGUUUUUUUUUCCUUUUGUACAAUUUGAAACUGAUGCUUCACCUUUCCUUUAAUAAACU
Molecule: messenger RNA, 6179 nt
Organism: Balaenoptera ricei (Rice's whale)
Lineage: Eukaryota; Metazoa; Chordata; Mammalia; Artiodactyla; Balaenopteridae
Gene: STAG1
Product: STAG1 cohesin complex component
Exons: 35
Coding region: 317-4159 (1280 amino acids)
Biological process (GO): sister chromatid cohesion
Cellular component (GO): nucleus; chromatin; cohesin complex
Molecular function (GO): chromatin binding
Source: RefSeq, a predicted model, not a curated record